Messenger RNA from Haliotis rufescens (red abalone), 1816 nucleotides. RefSeq names its product putative ankyrin repeat protein RBE_0220. The coding region runs from base 17 to 1681 and encodes 554 amino acids. The record is from RefSeq and is a predicted model, not a curated record. Lineage: Eukaryota; Metazoa; Mollusca; Gastropoda; Lepetellida; Haliotidae. The transcript is spliced from 5 exons. Gene Ontology annotation, molecular function: protein binding.
UACAGUAAACUGCGCCAUGGAGACGGUAUCAACAGUAAUAGUCAUCGGUCUUGUGUGGUUGUAUGGUGUCAGUGUCGUACAUGCUGACACCAGUUUGACAGCUUUCACUGGCCGACUGAACCUACUAGAGGGAGAGAUCAACGCAUGGAAACAUACAGCUGUUAAUCUUGAGACUAAAAUGAAUAAUACAUUUAGCACGUUGGGCUCAUCUCUGAAAGAGAGCCUGACUAACAAGUUCAUUCCUGCCUUGAUGAAGGGUCUAGUGAAACAAGUGAUAACUGACAUUCUGAAAAAAGGUUACAUUGAAGAUAUGAUUAGCGGACGUGUCCAAGACGAAGUCAACAGCCUGAAAGCAAGUGUACACAACACAAAGACACAAUUUCAGGCAGUAACACAACAGUUUAGACACGUUGAACGGGAGAGAGACACUUUCAAAGAGAGUCUUGAAAAACUAAGUGGCGAGCUGACCCAAGACAUCCAAAGUUUACAACUGCAGCUGAAUGAGACGGAAGCUGGUCUUCGAGAUGCAAAGAUGGUGAACACUGCUCUUAGACAGGGUCUGAUGACACUGAAUACAAGCUGUGUGAAGAUGAGCCAAGCGAUUGAACAACUCACCAAAGAUAAACAAUCAUGCAGGGAGGGCUUGCGGGGAAUGCAGCAAAAGUUACGCACUGACAUUCAGAGUUUAAACAAUCAGUUAAAUCAGACCAUUGAUGAUCUGCAUGACUCAAAGCAAAGAAUCACUGGUCUUACGGAGGACAUGAUGGCACUGAAUACGAGCUGUGUGCUGAGUGAAGGGAUUGAAGAGAAUGAUGUUAAUGAAACGUCGCUGUCUACAUCCUCGUUGACGCAAGUGCCAUUCACCACAUCGCCCCCUAUGUUUCCUGGUGCCGCAGGAGCCUCGAGUGACCCGAGUUGGACCGAGAGGAGACCAGUGACCACAAAAAAGCCUGCUACACAGGCCUCGAGUGAUCCGAGUCGGACCGAGGGGACACCAGUGAAGACCACAAAAAGGCCUGCUACACAGGCCUCGAGUGAUCCGAGUCGGCCUGCGAGGACACCAGUGACGACCACAAAAAAGCCUGCUACACAAGCGACUCCAUCCCCAGCAGACUGCGAGGACCUCUAUGACGCCAGCGGGAGGGGGGACCUGGAGGAGGUGAAGCGGCCCCUGUCUCUGGGUGUCAACGUCAAUUGUAGGGUGGGGAGCUGGACACCGGUGAUGAGGGCAACAUGGGAUGGACACAGAGACGUGGUGGAGCUCCUGAUGAGUAAAGGGGCCGAUGUGUCACUGGUGGACGGGGACGGUGACAACAUCCUUCACCUCGCCUGUCUGGUAGGACACUUGGAGACGGUGGAGUUUGUGUUGUCACUGAACGUGGUGGGCAUUAACAGUAGAGGAUGGAGGAGCAUGACACCGGUGAUGAGGGCAGCACGGUGGGGACACAGAGACGUGGUGGAGCUCCUGGUGAGUAAAGGGGCCAAUGUGUCACUGGUGGACGAGAACGGUGACAACAUCCUUCACCUCGCCUGUAUUGACGGACACAUGGAGACGGUGAAGUUUGUGCUGUCCCUGAACGUGGUGGACAUCGACGCCAGGAACAACAAAGGACGGACGGCGGCCGACAGGGCGAGACAUACGCCAGUGUUGGAUCUCCUCGUGUCCAGUGGCGCUCAGUGACGUCAGUGUCUUGUUUGCGUAGAUGGCGGUGGAUGCUGCUAACAGUGACGUGGUGUGUCGUUCACUUCGUCGUGUGUAAAUAUGUCUUUAUUUACGAGAAACUGUUUUUUUGUUUUUGGAGAUGAAUAAAACUUA